ACCUCGCCGCCUCUCCACGCGACCCGCUCGACGCAGCCUGCUCCGCCGCCGCAGCCCAAAUGCCCGCCCAGAAGCGCCCGCCCCCGCCACCCUCGCCGCCCCCCUCCGCCGCCGGCUCGCCCCCUCCCGCGUCUCCGCCGCCGCCGACGGCCGAGCCCGCGGAGAAGAAGCCCAAGCUGGAGGAGAACGGCAGCGCCGGCGGCGGCGCCGAAGCCAACGGCAACGCUAACGAUUCCGGCGCGAAGGCGGCGGCGGCGGCGGCGGAAUCGGAGGAGUCUGAGUCGGAGGACGCGGACGCCGCAAAGCAGGAGUUUGUACCAGUAAAAUUGCCGGAUGUACGCAAAGAAGUGCAGUGUCCCAUAUGCUUAGGCAUCAUCCGGAAGACUAGAACAGUUAUGGAAUGCCUGCACCGGUUCUGUAGAGAAUGCAUUGACAAAUCCAUGCGACUUGGGAACAAUGAGUGCCCAGCAUGCCGCACACAUUGUGCCAGUCGGCGUUCUUUGAGAGAUGAUCCGAACUAUGAUGCCUUGAUUGCAGCUCUAUACCCAGAUAUUGACAAAUAUGAAGAAGAGGAGCUAGCGUUCAACGAAGAGGAGAAUGACCGCAAUAAGCAGAUUCAAGCAUCCAUUGCUGAGGCUUUUCGGAAACAAUCAGAAGUUAUUGGGCGGAAGUCUACUGCCAAAGCUACUGCUGCUGCAUUUGUAAGAAGAUCACGCCGUAACAUUCGGCCUAAUGGGCAGAAUACCUAUUUCCGUGGCCGAGGAAGAGCCAAUUCUGAUGAUGUUGCUCUGGCCGGUUCUGAAGAUGAAGAGGAUGGAAACGGUGAAAACUGUAGCAAAGAGGCCUCAUCUGCUGAGGAGAGUUCCCCAGAGAAAAAGCCGAAACGACUGCCAAAAUGGCCAACGCCACGUUCUUCACCUGCCCGAGGAGCAUGCAAUGACGAGGUUGCUUCUGAUGAAAAGGAUGAUGUAGGAAUAUCCAAGGAAAAUUUUAGCACAUCUCCUCUACGAGCAUGGGGAAAGAAUGGCACUCGCAGUCAGACUCGCCACAGUAGCUUCAGUGGUUCAAAUGGUAGGAUGGUCAAGGGUGGGCGCAUGAUCAAGUUGGUUGAGUGCUUACGAAAUUCUGACGACAAUGACGGCGAGCGUGAUGUACAUCUUUGUCUGCUUCCACUUGAUGGACAAACGGCACCAAAUCUGGAGAAGUCAUAUCUGUGUUGCGGCCCAACUCUCUCCAUCAAACAACUUUGUCAGUUUGUUGCCAGUCAGACAUCUCACAAAGAUGAAGAAGUUGAGAUGUAUGCGCUGAAGCCUUCUUACAGCAAUCCUGUCAGCACUAACCCGUCUGGUCUCGACAAAGCAAGGCUAGCAGGGGAGCAACGCCUUUCAGACUUGCGCUCCUCAUUCACAUUUCCUAACGGUGUUCUGGAGCUGGUGUAUGCCAUAAAAGUGGCGAACUAGAUGCUGGAUAAAGGCCAGUUAGUUCAAAUGGAAGUAUUUUGUUUGUACAUAUUGUCAUCGUGAUCCCUUGAUGAAAUGACAGGUUUGGGCUCUUGUAUACAACUGAGAAGGAACAAAAACCUUGGGGGGAGACCAGUUGGUGUAUAAUUAGCUUGUGAGGUGUGAGAUAAAUGUGUGUAGGUCUGUCGACCAGUAGUUUCAGAAGAGUCAGAUUGGCUUCCACAGUUCACCUCGCUGUCAACCCAAAAUUCGGUCUGCACUGCCAGUACUCGGGGAGUUUCUCGGUUGGGUGAAGGCUGAGUUCUCCUCGGGUGGUUAAGUUCUUUUGCUUCCACAAGUUCACCGGUUUCAGCUUUUGGAAUUCAUCCCUUCAUAUUCUUCAGACCGCAGCCAAUCCGUGCUGCGAACGACUUCCCAGAUAUAUAUGUAACAGAAAUCUGAUUUAAAAAAGAUAUGUAACAGAAAUUACUUUUUUUGUC
Molecule: messenger RNA, 1939 nt
Organism: Sorghum bicolor (sorghum)
Lineage: Eukaryota; Viridiplantae; Streptophyta; Magnoliopsida; Poales; Poaceae
Product: putative E3 ubiquitin-protein ligase RING1a
Exons: 10
Coding region: 60-1460 (466 amino acids)
Source: RefSeq, a predicted model, not a curated record